AUGGAGACUCGCCAGGUGUCCAGGAGCCCCUGGGUGUGGCUGCUGCUGCUGCUGCUGCUGCUUGUGCCAGGGGGCACCCGGCCGGCCUCGAGAGUCGCCCUGCCCCCCGCCGGGGUCCUCAGCCUCCGCCCCCGGGACCGGGCCUGGGCGACUCCCGCCAGCCCGCUCUCGCGGCGGAGUCUGGCGCUGGCAGACGACGUGGCCUUCCGGGAGCGCGCGCGGCUGCUGGCCGCCCUGGAGCGUCGCCACUGGCUCAACUCGUACAUGCAGAAGCUGCUGGUGCUGGGUGCCCCCUGA
This is a messenger RNA of Ochotona curzoniae (black-lipped pika), 297 nucleotides long. It is a transcript of the gene PTH2, whose product is annotated as parathyroid hormone 2. The coding region runs from base 1 to 297 and encodes 98 amino acids. Gene Ontology annotation, cellular component: extracellular region. The record is from RefSeq and is a predicted model, not a curated record. Gene Ontology annotation, biological process: neuropeptide signaling pathway. NCBI's taxonomy places the organism in Eukaryota, Metazoa, Chordata, Mammalia, Lagomorpha, Ochotonidae. The transcript is spliced from 2 exons.